GUCGCCGUUACCCUUCGCCUCCCCGCGCCGCUACACCUCCGAUCCUCCUCAGACCGAGAUCCAUAUUCAGAGGCUACAACUUAUCUUCCUCUUUGGAACAGGUCACAGAACUAUAAGGAGCCAAGAUGGUGGUUUUGUUCAUAGUGUUUAGUUAACAUCCAAAUUUUCUUUUCUGUUUUCCUUUUCUUUAUUAUACUUGUACAUCUGGAUUGUAUAGUUGUAAUUGAAAUGGAUUGGAGUUUAUUUACACUAAUCAACUUCACACACACACUGGACACGUGGUUAGUGAGGUAGACAUGCAUGGGAACUAAUGUCCCAACAUGGUUUAGUUAAGAUAUAAAAAUCUGAGUUAAAGAGGCGAUAUAACCAUGUGAGGAAUCAUAACUCUUUAGAAUAACCUUCCAGUAUUCAUAAUGUGGAUUCAAAACUUCAUCGUGAAAAGGAUGGUUGUAAUUGUGGAAGUGUAUGCGAUAUUGUUUGCUAUUACAUAUUUGGGAAGACUUUAUGAAGUUCGGUUAUAGAAAUGCGAUGGACAGUCAAUAGCUUCAACCAUGUGUUAGUCUCAGUUAAAGGAGUAAUUUCCUUGCUAGUGAUAUUGGGAUGAACUACUUGUCACAUUACCGUAGUGCUGAGGUUCUUGGUUGUGAGAUUAGCUGGGAUUGCAGUGUUUUCCUCAGCAAAUCUUCCCUCAACUACAGUUGGCAGAAGAAAGGUGAAUGCUAUCAGAGGCAACCUGAAUUCUAAUAUAAAUUUAGAACAUGAAACCUUUAAAAAUUUGUAGUUUUAACUUUUCAUUUUCUAUAUGAAUUCUCAGUUAUUUCUUAAAAGGUCUUUUUUUCCCCUUUUUUCGGUUCUUUAAUAAGUGAUACCAAAUGGUCUUUAAAGUUUCCAACUUCUACAUGAUUGAGCUUUCAGCAUCCACCUUAUCAUGAGAAGUUGGAAACACAAGUUUCAAAUGAGGCGGUGAAACAUACGCCUGUAAUGGGGUUGGGGUUAGGUUUGUAGAAGGAAAAUAUUGCAAGCGACGCGGAUUUCUACAAUCUUGAGAACUUGGUAACGAGGUGAUUGACGAAGUGACAUUCCCAUGAUUGCUAUUGGGGAAGUACCCUGAAAAACUGGGUUGACAUGGUUUGUUGUACCGGUUGCUUUGUUCAUCACAUUUCUUUUCAAUCGAAUUUUGUCGAAGUCUUUCAGAUAUGUUCUGGAAAGUAAAUAUCAAGUGCACUUCCAUGAUGCGUUUCCUUUCUACGGUUAAAGUUUUGUUCUACAAAUUGCAUACUGGUUUGUUGUUUUAUGGUGUUGUUGAGACCUUAGCUAAGGUUAUAUCGUAAUCUCUUUUAAGCUUAGAUUAUUAAAUCAUGGGGUCAUGU
Rubroshorea leprosula is the source of this 1370-nucleotide messenger RNA. The record is from the annotation of a GenBank genome assembly. NCBI's taxonomy places the organism in Eukaryota, Viridiplantae, Streptophyta, Magnoliopsida, Malvales, Dipterocarpaceae.